CCGAGAGCUAAAAUGGAAAAAACCCGAACAAAACCCUCUCUCUUCAUCACUCUCUCUCCUCUCUCUGUUGCUCGACAAGCACUGGUCCAAAAAACACAAAGCGGGAGAGAGAAAUCGUUAGAUAUAGAGAAGAAGAAGAAGAAGUAGCAGUAACAGAUGGGUGACUUGCUCCCCUCCCCUCAAGCAAAGCGUCCUGUACACAACCACGCCGCGAACGGCGGCUCUUCCAAGCGGUUCAAGCGUCCCCCGCCGCCCCUCACCGUCCCCGCCGGCCACGUCCUCUUCCGCCUCCUCUGCCCGACCUCGAUAAGCGGAGGGGUCAUCGGAAAAUCCGGCUCCAUCAUCAAGCAGCUCCAGCAGGACACCGCCACCAAGAUCCGCGUCGAGGAGCCCCCGCCCGGCUCCGACGAGCGAGUCAUCGUCAUAAUCGGGUCGAUUUCGGUUAACAAGAAGGUCGAGGGGGAAGGGGGGAGUGAUUUCGAGGUGUCCGCGGCGCAGGAGGCAGUGGUUAGGGUGUUCGAGAGGAUUCUCGGGGCCGCGGCGGAGGUUAAUGGCGGACGAGGGGCGGAGGAGCCGGGGGGUGUGGUGCUGUGUAGGUUGUUGGCGGAGAGUAGUCAGGUGGGGGCGGUAAUUGGGAGAGGAGGGAAGGUGAUUGAGAAGGUUCGGGAGGACUCUGGGUGUAAAAUUAGGGUUUUGAAGGCAAAUCAGUUGCCGGCUUGCGCGUUGCCUAACGAAGAAUUGAUAGAGAUUGAGGGCAAUAGUUUGGCUGUUAAGAAAGCGCUUAUCACUGUCUCGCGCCGCCUUCAAGAUUUCCCACCUACUGGCAGAGCACAAACGAGUUGGACCCGACCUUAUGAGGCAAUUCCCCAGGAGACCUUUCACAAUAUGCGCGUGGAUCUUCCUCAGCUGAAUCCAGUGCUACCAUCUAUGCCAGCUGGCUCUGUUACUUAUGGCUCAGGAGGUUACCCAUUCUCAACAGAGGCUGGAAGGGUUCCUACCCUGGCCUCAAGGACUGAACAAGAAGUGGUUUAUAGGCUUCUCUGCUCCAAUGAUAGGGUAGGCGGUGUAAUUGGCAAGGGCGGAACAAUCGUCAAGGCUCUUCAGAAUGAAACUGGUGCUUCCAUAAGUUUUGGAGGUUCUGUAGCUGAGUGUGAUGAACGAAUAAUUACUAUUUCUGCAAUGGAGAACCCUGAAUCACAGUACUCCCCUGCACAAAAUGCGGUAAUUCUUGUUUUCAAUAGGUCUAUUGAGGCUGGCUUUGAAAAGGGGCUGGCGUCAGGCUCAAGUAAUGGGUCGUCUGUUUCUGCCCGAGUUGUAGUUUCAUCAAAUCAAGUUGGCUGUUUGAUGGGAAAAGGGGGUGUAAUUAUUGAAGAGAUGAGGCAGGCAACGGGUGCUAGUAUAUCGAUUAUCAAGCGUGACCAAGUCCCAAAGUGUGCUUCGGAAGAUGAUGAAGUGGUGCAGAUUGCAGGUAAGUUUGUUUGCGUACAAGAUGCUUUAUACAAUGUGACUAGUAGGCUGCGAGAUAACCUCUUUCCGGGAAGAGUUUCAAAUGGUGCUGCAACUAGGAGCAGUUCCGCUAUGAUACCUGAGAUGAGUCCCUAUGGAAUAGCUAGAGAUCCUUCCUCCAUCGGGUCAUAUACAUCUAUGGGCGUCUCCAAUAAUCUCAAUAGACAUUCUGCUGUAACACCGAGUUCUGAUCAUUUUACCCAUUACCAUAAUUAUGAUCAUUCCCUAUCACAGCAAACAGUAGGUGGAGUAAAUCCAGGGAGCACAUUGGAUGUUGCCAGAGGACAGACUUCUGUUAAAAGUGGCCUGGAACUUGGCAGUGGAAUCCGAUCCGCCUUUGUGACAAGUACAACUGUGGAAAUCGUAGUUCCCGAAAAUCUAAUUGGCUCUGUUUAUGGAGAGAAUGGUAGCAAUCUUGCUCGUCUCAGACAGAUAUCAGGGGCAAAGGUCGCAGUGCACGAACCUCGUCCUGGAACUACUGACAGGGUAGUUGUUAUAUCUGGGACCCCCGACGAAACCCAAGCGGCUCAGAGCCUCUUUCAGGCAUUCAUUUGUACCGGACAAUCAUGACAGUAACAUCUCAAUCUGUAGCUUGUGAAGAGAACGGUAGUAAUUAUGUCCCCUCUUUGUUUAAUUAGAUUUCCGUUCGAUCUUGUGUUUGUACACUAAAAAUCGUGUGGGCUGAAGAGGAGCUUGGAGCAUCAGAUGUAGUCCACGAUCAAAUUCUCGUGAAGUGGUGGUAUGCUUCCAAAGUUCAAGGAAGUUUUGGUUCACUGACCUGGAAAAUGGCUGUUAAGAUGAAUAUUGAAAAGUUUUUUCUUUUGUUUUUCUAUUAGCUUUCUUUUUGAAGUUAGAGUGCUUAGAAUCACAACUGAUGUAUUGUUGUUAGGAGGGAAAUGUGCAUUUUUGACAUUACGCAUAAAAGAAAAUGUCUUGUUCGGAGUCCGUGGCCAUAGAAGCUUAAGAUUAAGUCCGUGGUCUGAAUUUCUUAAUCCUACAGUGGAUGGCUUGCUUUUGAUCAGAAUGUCCAACCAAAAAAAUAAAUAAAAAAUUACGUGUUGGUAAGCA
Molecule: messenger RNA, 2574 nt
Organism: Rhododendron vialii
Lineage: Eukaryota; Viridiplantae; Streptophyta; Magnoliopsida; Ericales; Ericaceae
Product: KH domain-containing protein HEN4-like
Exons: 7
Coding region: 157-2076 (639 amino acids)
Biological process (GO): regulation of gene expression
Cellular component (GO): cytoplasm; nucleus
Molecular function (GO): mRNA binding
Source: RefSeq, a predicted model, not a curated record